GAAACAGGAUAUGGAAGUUGGAGGAACGGAAGCAGCUGCAUCACGAGCGUUGCAGCGCCAUUUCACUUUUCAUUCAUUGGUAUCGAGGCCUACGUUGCCUAAUUGGAUACACAGAACUUCAUCAUGGUGAAAAUAUUUAUUGGCAACCUUGCCUGCAAUACGUCACCUGAGGAGCUGCGGGAACUCUUCGAGAAGUAUGGAAAAGUCUCAGAAUGUGACAUUGUCAAAAACUAUGGGUUUGUACAUAUGAACAACAUGUCUGAAGCAGAGGAGGCCAUCCGAAACCUCCACCAGCACCAGCUGAAUGGCUGGCGCAUGAAUGUGGAGAUGAGCAAAGGGAGGCCCAAGUCCACCACCAAACUGCACGUCAGCAACCUUGGUGAAGGAGUCACCGCUGAUGUUCUACGUGCUAAGUUUGAAGAGUUUGGCACAGUGGUGGAGUGUGACAUAGUGAAGGACUACGCCUUCAUUCACAUGGAGCGAGUGGAGGAUGCUAUGGAUGCCAUUGAUAAGCUGGACAACGUGGCCUACAAAGGCAAGCUGAUGAGCGUACAGCUGUCCACCAGUCGGCUUCGCACUGCCCCGGGAAUGGGAGAUCAUACCGGCUGCUAUGUCUGCGGGAAACAUGGUCACUGGUCGAAAGAUUGUCCUGUCGGUCGGAACGGUAGCCACGGUGACGGUGAAAGAGGUCGCAGCGGCCGGGGCCCCCCACGCGGUCCCCCGGGUUACGGCAGGGGCAGCUACGGGAUGGCCUCACCUCCAGAAGCUGAUUACAUGGGUGGCUCUGCGUAUAGUCGGGCUAGUUAUGGCCUGCCGCCUCCCCCUCGCAGGCCUAGUGGUUAUGGCUAUGAGCUGGGGGAUCGGUACGCCGGUAGAGCACCAGGCUCCUAUGCUGAGAGGUCAUCAGCUUAUGAUCGUGACCGUCUCUAUAGCAGUGUUGACCUUUAUGAGAAAUACAGACCUCGCUCUUAUGGCUCAAGCUAUUUCGAGGAGCGUCGCAUGUCCUAUCUCCCCCCUCCCCCACCUCCCCCUUCCUCCCUCUCAAAGCUUUCCUCCAGUGUAGAUCCAUAUGACCGUCGGCCUCCAGCUUCAUCGGCCGCCGCAGCUGCCGCAUACUAUGCACGAGACCGCAGCCCGAUCAGACGAGUACCAGUCUCCUCAGCAGGCUACGCCUAUGAGCGAACACGGCUGUCACCGGUGUCAGGCUCCAGGAGUUCCUAUGCUGUCGCACGACCCAAGGAUCAUUAUGCGCCGCGCUAUGCGCCUUACUAAAGCCAUGGUGCCAAGGUCUGUUUGUCAACUGCAGGACUUUUCCCUUUUCCAUCGGUCUGCGUGAUGUGUGGCGAAGCAAAGCAUAUGAGAUGCGGAAAUUAAGAUCGGAAAUUGUGCCGGCAUCUUCCAGGCACCUGAGAUGCCAGUUGCCUGCGGAUGAAUCGUCCUUUUGCUUGCAUUCACAUAACCUGUUUUCAAUAAGGAUGAUUAGCAAACUGCACUGUUUGACAUGUAUGAUGUAUACAACAAGAAUUUGCUCACUUACUCUGCAGGUUUUCAGCUCAGUUUUUAGCCAUGUCUUUUUUUUCUUACCUGUGUUUCUUCCUCACAUGGAGCACAUUGUUAAAUUCAGCAAAUGUUAAUUGUUUGGCUUCUAUUUGUCAUUUAGAAUAAGUGUUGCUGUUUCUUCAGUAUAUGAAAAUGUACCUUUCUUUUCAAUGGAAUGAGGGUUAACCCAUGCUGUUGCUUGUAGUACAGAAGAAUCUUAUCUUAGCCACACGUCUGACAUGAACUUAGUCAGUUAUAUGGAUGUGGAUAAAGAUAAAUAUUUUUUUCAAAAAUGAUCAUCAUUGGUGUCUAUCAAUGUGCUGUGAAGGUCCGUGACGCUUCAGGUAUGUUUUGUUUUAGCUAAGAACAGUAGUUAAUACAGACGUUGCUUCCUUUAUGCUUGUAUGGGUGAAACACUCAGUAAGGUGGUGGGAAAGAAAACCUGCACUCUUUGCCCUCUGUAGCACAUGAAUGGACUCAAUGAUUCACACUGCAGAAAACAAUACAGGACUUAAUCCAUAUUAGGGCUGGGUGAUAUGGAGAAAAUCAAAUAUGAUUUUUUUGGAUACCAUAUAACUGUCUUUUAUCUAAAUUGACAUUUUGCAUCAGUUUUUCUGUGCUGCUCUAGAAUAGUAGUUGCCAUUGACUGCACAGCACAACUUGCUGUGUGUGCUACUGUCUUAGAGCAGCAAAGGAGAACUGAAAUAUGGGAGAACAUUCAUUUUAUCCACAUAUAAAACUACUUUUAAGUUUAACAAAUUAUGUAGUGUCGGUUCAGUUUGUACACUUGCAUACUCACCGAUAACUGAUCCAGCAUUUUAGGCAACAUUGAAGGCAUUUCCGAUAACAGUAUAGGAACAACUGUCAAUGUAAUUUCGAUAUAUUACCCAGCCCUAAUCCAUAUCCAUGCAACUGACCUGGCUGACACAGAAUCACACUUUUGCUAGCAUCUAUAGUAAGAUAAAUAAUCUCAAACAUUCCAGCCUCAUUUUUUCUAAAUUGAUGUGUGUCUACAAAAUGUAGAAUUGAUACAUUUUUAACAUUGAAUGAGGUGUCUGCUGGUCAUUUUACUUUUGAAUUAAAGUGGAAACAGACAUUU
Molecule: messenger RNA, 2638 nt
Organism: Epinephelus moara (kelp grouper)
Lineage: Eukaryota; Metazoa; Chordata; Actinopteri; Perciformes; Serranidae
Product: RNA-binding protein 4.1-like
Exons: 4
Coding region: 124-1272 (382 amino acids)
Biological process (GO): mRNA splicing, via spliceosome
Cellular component (GO): nuclear speck
Molecular function (GO): zinc ion binding; mRNA binding
Source: RefSeq, a predicted model, not a curated record